GUCACAAAACUGCGUAUUUCUAUUUUGAGUGCGUGAUUAUAAAUAUUUGUAAAUUAUUGAUGUAAAUAAUAUCAGUAGUGGUGUUAGUUGCAUAGUUCUAAUUAAAAUAAGGACAUGAGAUAAUAGUGUUACUUAAAAUGGACUAUUUAUUUGUAAGAAGAAACGAACGAUUAAUACAGCCAUCGAAUUAAUUAAUAAUUAGUAUUAAUUACAUAUUUCGAAUACGACGUGAAUUUAGACACACCCGUUUUAUUAGAGAUGAUAGUUCGCUGGCCGAACCCCCCAUCGUGAAAAUAGAACAGAAACAUGGGACAACAAACUUCAAGGAAGAGCGGCGAGUGCUCUUGCGGCUGUGGCUUCGAGCGCCGGCGUUACGCGGAGUCUCCGAGCAGCGUUCAGAGAUACGUCAGCGCAGUCACAGACAGAUGGUCGACGCGAGAAUGCUCGUGCCGACGCCGCGGACGGCGUCCGGCCUGCGUGUGCACGGCGUACCGGCGCGUCAGCGUCUCUGACGCCAUCGCCGACGAUCGAUUAGCAGCAGUUAUCACACUUGGCGCCAGGGAUCUUCGCAGAGAGCUGGACACCAUCGUCUUAAACAGAGAAGGCGACAAUCCAACAGACAACUCUACUGCCGAGGUUUACGUUCUCUCAGUGGCUCCCAGAUCCGACUCCGAGUCAUCGCAAGAAGGCAGAAGGAGUGAGCUCACACAAGCCAGCGACGGCUCUAUACGGUUAACUCCACAUUUCCAGGUGGUGUGCGGCGGAGAGCUGCGCGCACUGCUGCUGCGCGCUCCGCUGGCGCCCGGGCUCCCGGCGCACAGCGCGCAGCUCCCCAUACCUACCAAAGUCCACACGCAGGUGGACUACAUACAUUGCCUAGUACCAGACCUGCAACAGAUCACAGCUUGUUCUUUCUACUGGGGCAAGAUGGACCGGUACGAAGCAGAAAGACUGUUGGACAAUAAGCCUGAAGGCACAUUCCUCCUCCGCGACUCAGCGCAGGAAGACCACCUGUUCUCCGUGUCGUUCCGCAAAUAUGGCCGCUCGCUCCACGCCAGGAUUGAACACUACCAACACAGAUUCAGUUUCGACUCUCACGACCCCGCUGUGUUCGCCGCACCUACUGUUACAAGGCUCAUAGAGCACUAUAAAGACCCAGCGUGCGUGAUGUUCUUCGAGCCGAUGCUAACCGCGCCCCUCCCCCGCACCAGCCCCUUCAGUCUCCAGCAGCUGGCGCGUGCUGUCAUCGUCUCACACACCAGCUAUGACGGGGUAGAAAAAUUGCCGCUACCGCCGCGCAUGCGCGCCUACCUAAAGGAGUAUCACUACAGACAGCGCGUGCGCGAGAGACGCCUAGAGCCCGAAUUAUUCCCUCAUCUCUCCUAGCGCCAUCCAUUUUACUGGUAAACUAAUAAAUGCAGAUGGCAGUCCAUAUUAGAACGUAAUAAGGCCUGAUUUAGACGGCGUGCAAACUCGCAUUCGAUUUUAGUUACAUUGCGGGCUGUUUAAGUUACAUACAAUUUUGCACAGCCGUCAACACCGCAAUGUAGCUAAAAUCGCAUGCGAGUUCGCACGCCGUCUAUAUCAGGCCUAACAACAUCCAUCUGAGAGGUCAUCAGUAUAAACUGGUCUCUCGCAGGUCAUACAACCCUCAUAGACAUUUCUUUAGUAAUAUAGUGGUAAAAUCUUGGAAUCAGCUCCCGGAGGAUGUAAUAUCGGCCCAAAGUGUAAACGAAUUCAAGAAUAAGUUAGACAAGCACAGUGCUAAUAGGCUACUUGACCCUUUUUCAAAGUAUGUCUUAUUAAUUACUGUCUAAUUAAACGAAAAAAAAUAGUACCAUAUUUUAUUACGACUUAAAAAGCCGCAAAAAAUUAUUUAA
Leguminivora glycinivorella is the source of this 1880-nucleotide messenger RNA. RefSeq names its product suppressor of cytokine signaling 1-like (gene SOCS5). Gene Ontology annotation, molecular function: 1-phosphatidylinositol-3-kinase regulator activity. Gene Ontology annotation, cellular component: phosphatidylinositol 3-kinase complex. The record is from RefSeq and is a predicted model, not a curated record. The coding region runs from base 307 to 1386 and encodes 359 amino acids. NCBI's taxonomy places the organism in Eukaryota, Metazoa, Arthropoda, Insecta, Lepidoptera, Tortricidae. Gene Ontology annotation, biological process: intracellular signal transduction; phosphatidylinositol phosphate biosynthetic process. The transcript is spliced from 12 exons.